Messenger RNA from Agrilus planipennis (emerald ash borer), 1217 nucleotides. Its product is annotated as farnesol dehydrogenase-like. Gene Ontology annotation, molecular function: oxidoreductase activity. Bases 268 to 1014 code for a protein of 248 amino acids. Lineage: Eukaryota; Metazoa; Arthropoda; Insecta; Coleoptera; Buprestidae. The record is from RefSeq and is a predicted model, not a curated record. The transcript has 4 exons.
UAAUUAGAAAUGAUUCGUAAGUCAUCUACGUUAGUAAUGUGCUAAAAGGUGCAAUCUGUAGCUGUUUGAGAAUUUCGUGGGAUCAUUUUUUAUUAAUUGCAUAAUAUAUUGUAUCUUUAUUGUCAACUGAAAAUUUGUUUCCCGUUUUCGCCAUGGAUACCAUUAAUUAGUGACAUUUUACAAAAUUGGCAAUCGAUUACAAGAUCAUAAAGAACAUUUGGCAAUUUUACUGUCUAUUAAAAAUUUUUCGUUGAUCGGGUGUUAGAAAUGGAACGGUGGUGUGGAAAAUUGGCCAUUGUAACAGGCGCUAGCGCUGGUAUCGGUGCUGCCAUAGCUCGAAGAUUGGCAGAAAGUGGAAUAGUCGUGGCUGGUGUCGCUCCCGACAAAGAAAGGAUCGAUGAAAAUGCGAAAAAACUACAAGGCAGAGGCAAAUUGUGCGGUUUCAAGAUUGACGUCACCAAAGAAAAUGAGAUUAUAAAAGGGUUCCAAGAAAUUUCGAAAAAACUCGGUCCAAUUCACAUACUGGUGAAUAAUGCGGGCAUCUUGCCGUACACUUCGUUGAUUGACGGUGAAACUGACAAGUGGAAGCAAGUUCUGGAUGUAAACAUUCUCGGGUUGUGCCUAUGCACAAGGGAAGCUAUCAAAAAUAUGAUUUGCAACAAAGUCGACGGUCACAUUGUCCAUAUAAACAGCGUUGUGGGCCACGGUGUGCCCAUAUGGAAGAACAUGAACCUGUAUCCGGCCACUAAACAUGCCGUAACCGCUCUAACCGACAGCUGGCGAUACGAAUUGAUCGAAAACUGCCUAAACAUCAAAGUUUCGAGUGUAAGUCCAGGUUUGGUUGCUACCGAAAUAUUUAAGGCCGCAACCUUCGAGUUGCCUCCUAAUCUAAAAACGGCCCCUACAUUGAACCCCGAAGAUAUUGCGAACGGGGUUGUUUACGCUGUUGGAACACCACCCCAUGUCCAAGUCAAAGAAUUAACUAUUAAGCCUAUGGGAGAAACGUUCAUCUAAUAAUAGACAUAUAUCUAGGGGGGCAUUUGACCUUAAAAUAUAUUAUUUGUGGGAACAAAGCCAAAAGUUUCGGUCCUUCUUAUUAUUAAAUUAUAUAGUCUACAAUAAAAGAAAACUAAAUUAAUAUAUGUAUGUACAGUACACUUGAUGUGAUUCUUGCUAUUGUAUAUCCAAAUGUCAAUAAAUAUUUUUCCUUUUCGUUA